This is a messenger RNA of Physella acuta, 2398 nucleotides long. RefSeq names its product ornithine decarboxylase. Gene Ontology annotation, cellular component: cytoplasm. The record is from RefSeq and is a predicted model, not a curated record. Lineage: Eukaryota; Metazoa; Mollusca; Gastropoda; Physidae. Gene Ontology annotation, molecular function: ornithine decarboxylase activity.
UCGCCAACAUCGUUGUGUUUUUCCGUGUAGAGAUCGUUCAACAUAAAUCAGGCGCGCUGGAGUCGACACACUGUGAUCUGUUUUUCUCUCUGUCUAAUUCAUCAAGCUGCAAAAAUUACGUCCAUAAAAAAUAAAGAAGCUCAGUCUGAAGCUUCUGUGGAGGGCAGUAGCUCGACUGUCUUCUUCAGCCAAAGUCCAGAGGCCGCUUGUGGAAUAAGGAGGAGAUUCAAUUUCAACGCUGAACCGCCGUGGGAUCCAAGCUAGUAUCUAUUAAAGGCAGGCGUUUCCUUGGGCCAGAUUGCUUGUACAACCCCGACUUGUUAAUUUUAAUUUAUAGACUUACACUUAAAAAUAUUCACCAUGAAGCAUAAGUAUUCCUCCAUUACAUCUGUUGAAAUCAUUGCUGAUCCCAUGCCCUGCAUGACACAGCUAAUUCAAGACAAGAUUGAUGAGCUUGAAAAUAGGGGUUCUGAUGACGCAUUCUGCGUGUGCGAUAUUGGCGAUGUUGUCAAUAAGUUUAAGACCUGGAAAGAGCUAGUACCAAGAGUGGAGCCAUUCUACGCUUGCAAAUGUAACACUGAUGAGGUUGUUGUAAAGACGCUUGCCGACCUGGGUGCAGGUUUUGACUGUGCCAGCAAGGGUGAGAUUUCACUGAUUCUCAAGCAAGGUGUACCUACCUCGCGCAUUAUUUAUGCUAACCCAUGCAAGCAGAAAUCCUUCAUCAAAUAUGCAGCUAAGCACAAUAUUGACAUGAUGACAUUUGACAAUGAGGCAGAGCUGAUCAAGAUCAAGGAUAUUUAUCCUUCUGCCAGGCUUGUUCUUCGCAUCCUACCAACUUCUCAAAUCAAAGUUCAGUGUCAGUUGGGCAACAAGUUCGGAUGUCACCCCAGCAAUGUCUACAAAUUGCUGAACAAAGCCAAGCAGCUAAACCUCAACAUCAUGGGAAUCAGUUUCCAUUGUGGAAGUGGUGUACAGGAAGCUAAAGCAUUUUCCCUGGCUGUGAAACAAGCUCACGAUGCCUGGAAAAUUGCAUGUGAUCUGGGAUUCAAUAUGACCUUUCUUGACAUUGGUGGUGGAUUCCCAGGCCAAAAGUCUGCACCCAUCACUUUUCCUGAGAUUGCUGCUCUACUGAAUGAUGCGUUGGACACCUAUUUCCCCGCUGACAUGGGUGUGAGAAUCAUUGCUGAACCUGGCAGGUACUUUGUUGCAUCAGCCUACACUCUUGCUGUGAACAUCAUUGCCAAGAGAACAGUUGCUCGGGACAUUUCUGAUGCUGACGGCCCCCCAGAUGGUCACAACCAGCAGGAAGUGACCAACAAUGACGAGCCGUCCCACAUGUAUUACGUGAAUGAUGGUGUGUAUGGUUCAUUCAACUGCAUCAUGUACGAUCAUGCCACUGCAGAGGCUCAUGUGUUCUCAGAUUCCCCCUUAAGAUUUACCUCAUCUGUUUGGGGACCAACUUGUGAUGGAUUAGAUUGCAUUAUUAAGGAGUGCCGUUUGCCAGAGAUGGAAGUGGGCCAAUGGAUGUACUUCCCUGACAUGGGGGCCUACACAAUAGCUGCAGGGUCUACUUUCAAUGGGAUGCCCCGCCCAACCAUCCAUUAUAUCUGUAGCAGAGAUACCUGGAAUGAACUGUAUCCGGACAGUACCAGUGCUAAGCGCCGCUGCGAAAGCGUUUCUUCUGAAGCUGAAUACCCAUGCAUGAUGGCAGCUGGUCCAGAUGUGAUGUCUUUGCGUGAGGCAGCCAAUUCCAUCUCCUGCAUUGAAGAUGAAUUAGUCCUAGCUUGAAUUUCUUGUGCUAAUGUCAGCUGUUUAUGAUUUUCAUUUCAUUCGGGUUGUUUUUGUUUCAAAACUUGUCUAAUUUUUCAAUUUUAUUUGUACCACUUUUGUAUGUUCUUUAUUUUUUCUUAACUGCUCAAACAAGGUGUUAAUCAGAAGUUCAUUACAGAUGAAAGCAAAAGCUAUAGAUUUGACCUGUGUUGAAAAGACAAUGUUAGGCACCAGAGAUGGUCCUGACUUGCGUAGAAACAUUGAGCUUUUUGAGAUUUUUUUUGUUUGAAUUUUUACUAUUUAACUUUUUUGAGGUUGGGUUUUAGAUUUGAACAUUUCAUGUGGUCCCUUUUGAUGUUAGUCUUAAUUUGUAGCUUAAAUUUAAGUGUUUGUAUUUGUAAGUGCCAGCUAUUGUUGCAUGCAAGAUCCUUAGAUAGCACUUAGGUUUUGGUUAUUUGGGAGUUAAGUCAUUCGCUUAAAUAUCAUUGGGUAUAUCAUUCUAGUUGUAACAAGUUGGGGCUGUACAAGCAGUUGGGGAACGCCUGCAGACAUAUCUUUUUUUUUUUUUGGCCAUUGUAUUGUAAUGUAUAUGCUGUGUUGUCAAUAAAAUUUGGGGCUAUAUUUUUCA